Molecule: messenger RNA, 2554 nt
Organism: Arabidopsis lyrata subsp. lyrata
Lineage: Eukaryota; Viridiplantae; Streptophyta; Magnoliopsida; Brassicales; Brassicaceae
Product: F-box/kelch-repeat protein At3g18720
Exons: 2
Coding region: 75-1262 (395 amino acids)
Molecular function (GO): protein binding
Source: RefSeq, a predicted model, not a curated record
AGAGACCUAAAAAUAAAAACAAAAACAAAACCCAUUUCUCAUAUAGAAGACGAAAACCCUCUGCUCAGUCCAAAAUGAGAACGCGCCGGCAAACAUAUCCGGCGGCAACUCCGCCGAUCCCUGAAUUCCUCACGGCGAGGCCCAUAGUUCAAGCGCUUCCAGCGUCAGCGACAAGAUCAGGAAAUGGUGGAUCAGAGAAGAAGAACUGUAUCAGAGGAUUGUGGGAUAAAAAGAUUCCGACGGAUCUGCUGCAAGAGAUACUGUCUCGCCUCCGAUUAAAAUCCAACAUACAUGCUUCUCUCGUCUGCAAGACAUGGCUUAAAGAAGCUGUUUCUGUCAGGAAGUUUCAGAGUCGUCCUUGGCUUUUUUAUCCACAGGGAGGAUCGAAAGAGGGAGACUACCUUCUUUUUGACCCAUUACACUCUCAAACAUAUCAACUCAAGUUUCCAGAGUUAAAGGGCGAUAAACAUAAAUUCUCUUGUUCUAGGGAUGGUUGGUUGCUUGUGAAGAAAGAUAGCCCCUCCGAUGUGAUCUUCUUUCUUAACCCGUUUACCCGGGAGCGCAUCUACUUGCCCGAGUUGCCACGGUAUUUCACAGGCCAUUGCUUAACUUUCUCAGCCGCUCCCACAUCAGCUAGUUGUUGCGUUAUCUCCUUCGCCCAUCAACAAAAUUUGGACGUAUUUGUUGUGCUUGAUACUUGGCGCCCUGGUGAUUCUGUAUGGACCACUCGUCGCUUUCCGAAUCGGUCUUAUGGUUACGGAACAGUAAAAUGCCACUUCUCCAAUGGUAUGUUCUAUUGUCUCAGUACCAGCGGCUACAUCGGGGUUUUCGAGCCCUCUGGAGCAACCUGGAAUAUUAUUCCAGUCAACCCCUGUCCCGUCUUUAGUCGUCGUCAUCACGAUAAGCUCGUGAGGCCAGUGUUCAUGACAGAGCAUGAAGGAGACAUUUAUGUUAUGACUACACGCCGCAAAAACAACAGCAAACAGUUGGUGUUUAAAUUAAACCUUGAACGCAAUGUAUGGGAAGAGAUGAGAGUACUUGGUGGAUUGACAGUAUUUGCAUGUAACGCUGCCUCUUUGACAAGAGCUGGUCUCUCAGCGGAGGAGAGGAACAGAAUCUAUACAUUGCAUAUCGGUGACUAUGGGAGACUUGGCAUUUACUACCUUGGUUGUGUCAAAUGUUCUCUUCCCGCUUACACUACCUAUUUGUCUAACCGCAGUGCUUGGCUGCAGCCACCUCACAACAACUUUUUUAGUUUGUGACUUCGUCUUUAAGUGUUUUUGUCUUCCAAAGAUUUUUUUAUUAAAUAAACAGUUGAGGUUUAUAUGAUUGAAUUAGUUGCAAGAAUCUUUUUAUGCAUUGUAGCUCGGAUACUCUAUGAAUUAGAUCAAGUUUCUUUUAAUAUAUCCAAUGUGUUUCAAUCUGAGUCUAGUUCUCUUGACGAUUUAAUUAUAUGUUUGAUAAUUGGACUUUACUAUCUAUGGUUUGUGACUGUUUACCUACAUAUAUCAAUUCAAUGGUAGCAAAUAAUUUUCUCUCUUUUGUUGAAAAAUGAACAAGCUACUUAGACAAGGAAGAAUAAGUAGUUUUCUUGUCCUUCAAUGGAUUUCAUUAGGAAGACUAAGGACAUGUACAGAGUUGAAGAAGAACUGGCAAGGAGAUCCAUGUGUUGCUAUAGAUUAUUCUUGGGGAAGGUCUUAUGUGAGAAUCCUCCGAAAAAUCGUUUACUUGUUAGAAUUUUCCUAAACUCAUCUCUGUUAUGUGCUUUCAGUCUUUAUACAUGUUUCUAAGACAACAUUGGUGAGUUUAUUUGUUUAAUGCUAUGAACAUACUGAAGAGGUGUACAGAGUUUGUGAGCUCAAAUCUACGUACGCAACCAAUCUUUGUUGCAGCGGUUUGUCAAGCAACAGAUUAAAAGGAAAUGUUCUUGAUUGCUUCACCUAUUUACCGAGUUUAACUGAUUUUUGUAAGUCAUGCCAUAGCUUGUCCAGACAUUUCAUUUAUACUCAUAUAUAUGGUUAUAAAGCAAGUGAUACUCAUAUGGCUUAUGUGUGUAUUUCUGCAAAAACUUGGAAGAAAACCAAUUAACGGGUUUGCUUCCACCAAAAAGUACUUGAGAGAUUAAGCAACAGAUCACUUAAGCUAAGGUUUCCACUAAGAUAUAUAAUGCUUUUGGACACAUUACAAAUUGAACCAUCUUGUUCAUGUUCUUAUAACCAGAUUCAUCAUACGUUUAGUUCUUACCGGAUUCUUGCUUUUGCCUAACGUUUCCUAGUGUAAUGACAAGCGUGAGCAGAAAUCUAGGUCUUUAUCUAUCUUCUUCAUUAAAAAAAAAAAUAUCUAUCUUCAUCAUGUCAAGAGACCAAGAUUAUUUAGUUUGAUUCAUGGAGUGAAGAUAUUGUUUUGGCCUAUAUAAAGAUAACAGAGAUGUUAGGAAUGAAACUUUGAAAAGCACAUUAAAGAAUUAUCGAUUCUAAAUCACUUUUUCACAUACUUGAUAGUAUGUAAUAGUGAAUACUUUUGUUAUCAAUUUAUGUUAAAUAUUUGGUGGAUA